UUAGCUUUUCUAUCUAUCUCAAAUUUUAGAAUCACAUUAAAAAUUUACAAAAAUAAAACGAACAUCAAACACCCUCUCACUGCAGUGACAUUCUCCUGCUGAAUUUUCUGUUUCUAUGACUAGCACUCCAAUUGUCUGUGAAAGCCAAGCUUACACCAUCUGACCUUUCCCCUCCUGGCAUCCCAUGGUCCAUAAGCCCUACCAGUUCUUUGGGAAUGUUUCUAUCUUCUCUCCUUUCCAGUGCCACUUCAACACUGAUGUUGGUGUUCUAAGUGGUGCUAGAAGUAAACAGCGAAUUUAUUGUUGAGGUGAAAGAAUUAGACGUUGAAAAUGGCACUACAAAAUGGCAGACAGUCAGAAGACAAAAGCGGGAGUGGAUCAAGUUUGCUGCUGCCUGUCGAGAAGGAGAGGACAACUCCAAGAGGAAUCCGAUUGCCAGAAUCCGAUCAGACUGUGAAGCGAACCAGAAGAUUACAUACCGCAUCUCUGGGGUAGGAAUUGAUCGACCACCUUACGGAGUGUUCACCAUUAAUCCUCGGACUGGGGAAAUUAACAUCACUUCAGUGGUGGACAGAGAGAUAACCCCACUUUUCUUGAUCUAUUGCCGGGCUCUGAAUUCACGGGGUGAAGACUUAGAAAGACCUCUUGAGCUUAGAGUCAAAGUUAUGGACAUAAAUGAUAACCCUCCAGUUUUUACCCAAAAUGUGUACACAGCCAGCAUUGAAGAAAACAGUGAUGCAAACACACUGGUUGUAAAGUUAAGUGCCACAGAUGCAGACGAAGACAAUCAUCUGAAUUCUAAAAUAGCCUAUAAGAUCAUCUCUCAAGAGCCAGCAGGGGCACCAAUGUUCAUCCUGAACAGGUACACUGGAGAAGUCCGCACGAUGUCCAGUUUCCUUGACAGAGAGCAACACAGUAUGUAUAAUCUUGUGGUAAGGGGCUCAGAUCGAGACGGAGCUGCAGAUGGACUGUCUUCUGAGUGCGACUGUAGAAUCAAGGUUUUAGAUGUCAAUGAUAACUUCCCCACUUUGGAGAAAACUUCCUACUCAGCAAGUAUUGAAGAGAAUUGUCUAAAUUCAGAGCUGAUACGAUUACAAGCAAUUGAUCUUGAUGAAGAAGGCACCGAUAAUUGGCUGGCAAAAUAUUUAAUUCUCUCCGGAAAUGAUGGGAAUUGGUUCGAUAUUCAAACAGACCCACGAACCAAUGAGGGCAUUUUGAAAGUCGUCAAGAUGCUGGAUUAUGAACAAAUGCCUAAUAUUCAUCUUAGUAUUGGAGUUAAAAACCAAGCUGAAUUUCACCACUCAGUUGCUUCUCAAUUCCGAAUGCACUCAACCCCUGUGAGAAUUCAGGUUGUUAAUGUGAGAGAAGGACCCACAUUUCAUCCAAAUUCCAUGACCUUCAGCAUUCGAGAAGGAAUAAAAGGAAAUUCCUUAUUGAAUUAUGUGCUUGGCACAUAUACAGCUAUAGAUAUGGACACGGGGAAUCCUGCAACAAAUGUCAGGUAUAUCAUAGGACAUGAUGCAGGCAGCUGGUUAAAAGUAGAUUCAAGGACUGGUGAGCUACAAUUGUCUAGGGAAUUUGAUAAGAAGUCAAAAUAUAUUACCAAUGGGAUAUACACAGCAGAGAUCCUGGCUGUAGAUGAUGGCUCUGGGAAAACAGCAACAGGAACCAUAUGUAUCGAAGUUCCUGAUGUUCAUGAUUACUGUCCAGUCAUUUCUGCUGAAAGUAAAUACAUCUGCAUUGCCUCUCCAUCAAUCCUUAUCUCUGUUUAUGAUCAUUCUUAUGGGGCUCCCUUUACCUUCUGUGUGGCUGAUCAGCCACCAGGGACAGCUGACUUAUGGGAUAUCAGAUCAAUAAAUGCUACUUCUGCAAUCCUGAUGGCUGAGCAGCUUUUAUACGCCACAGUUUACCAAAUCCCAAUCAUCGUGAAGGACAGCUUUAACAGAGCAUGUGAAUUGCCACAGAUUGUGGAGUUAGAGGCCUGUGAUUGUGACUACAACCACAUAUGUUUGUACUCUAGUACCACAGGCAUCAACACAGGGGAUGGCAGCUUGGUUACCAGUGAUAUAGAUGGGACCAUCACUGAAGACCAAAUUGAGGGUUCAAAUGUUGGUCUUGGACCAACAGGGAUUGGCAUGAUUGCCCUGGGACUCUUACUACUGCUUUUGGCGCCCCUCCUGCUCCUCAUGUGUUGCUGCAAACGAAGACAGCCCCAAGGCCUGGGGACGAGGUUUGCUCCCGUGCCAGAAGGGGGAGAUGGAGUGAUGCAGGCCUGGGGGAUAGAAGGGGCCCGCCCGGAGGACAGGGAUGUGUCAAAUAUAUGUGUACCAAUGACAGCCUCUAAUACCCAGGAUCGUAUAGAUUCUUCUGAAAUCUACACUAACACCUACGCGGGCGGAGGAACGGUUGAAGGGGGUGUGUCAGGAGUGGAACUGAACACAGACCUUGUGACGGCCGCUGGCGUGGCAGCCGGAGGUUCAGCAGGAGCUCGACGGAGGAGGAGUUCCACAAUAGGAACCCAGUGGGAAUAUGCAGACACGGGCCUGAACAUGGCUUUCCUGGACAGUUAUUUCUCUGAGAAAGCGUAUGCUUAUGCAGAUGAAGAUGAAUGUCGGCCUGCAAACGACUGCUUGCUCAUUUAUGACCACGAGGGAGUAGGGUCUCCUGUUGGCUCCAUUGGUUGUUGCAGUUGGAUUGUGGAUGAUUUAGAUGAAAGCUACAUGGAAACUUUAGACCCAAAAUUUAGGACUCUGGCUGAAAUCUGCUUAGACACAGAAAUUGAACCAUUUCCUUCACAGCAGGCCUGUAUACCUAUCAGUACUGACCUGCCUUUGCUGGGGCCUAAUUAUUUUGUUAAUGAAUCUUCAGGAAUGACCCUCUCAGAAGCUGAAUUCCAGGCAGAAAUGGCAAUACCGGAACCCAUGAUCCACGGGGAUAUCGUAGUGACAGAGACUUAUACAACAGCUGACCCAUGUGUGCAACCCACAACAAUUGUUUUCGAUCCUCAGCUUGCACCCAGUGUUGUAGUGACCGAAACAGUAAUGGCACCUGUCUAUGAUGUUCAAGGGAAUAUCUGCAUACCUGCUGAGUUAGCCAACACGCACAAUGUAAUCUAUGCCGAGAGAGUGCUGUCUAGUCCUGGUAUGCCUGACACGAGCAAUGGUAGCAUGACUGAUGGCUGUAUGGGGCCUGUAAUGAGUGGCAGUAUUUUGGUAGGGCCAGAAAUUCAAGUGACACAAAUGAUGAGUCCCAACAUUCACGUAAGUCAAACCACUGGCUCCACAUCUCCAAUGACAUCUCGACACAGAGUAACACGAUAUAGUAACAUACAUUACUCCCAACAGUAA
Molecule: messenger RNA, 3347 nt
Organism: Panthera uncia (snow leopard)
Lineage: Eukaryota; Metazoa; Chordata; Mammalia; Carnivora; Felidae
Gene: DSG4
Product: desmoglein 4
Exons: 16
Biological process (GO): homophilic cell-cell adhesion
Cellular component (GO): desmosome; plasma membrane
Molecular function (GO): calcium ion binding
Source: RefSeq, a predicted model, not a curated record